AUGUACGGAGAGCGGAUUGUAAUACCGAAGAAGUUUCAACGUAAAAUACUGCAGCAACUUCAUAAAGGGCACCCAGGCGUUGAGCGCAUGCGCAUGAAUGUGCUUCUGUCGCAAAGACUGACCCAAAACAAAGCUGGAGUUAUGGCCCAUCCCCGAAAAACCGUGGCAGAGGAUCCACUGGAUCCACUAUCCAAAUGGCCGGAAGUUAUCCCUACAAAGUCAAUAACAUCGGCAGCAACGAUCGCUAUUCUACGCCAGAUUUUCAGUCGAUUUGGUAUGCCGGAAGUUCUAGUUUCCGGAAACGGAUCGCAACUUGUGAGUGACGUCUUCGAGCGGUUCUGCGAAUCGAAUGGUAUCAUGCACCUUAAAACAACCCCUUUCCACCCUCAAAGCACCAUCAAAAGAACCAUGAAAAAAAUUCAGGCCGGAGGGGAAACCUUAGACGAAGCAUUGAAUACGUUCUUACUGUGCUACAGAUCUACACCCUGUCGUAGUGCUCCUGGCGGCAAAUCCCCCGCAGAAUUAUUGCUAGGAAGACCACUGAGGACAUCGUUUGAAUUACUUCGUCCACCCAGUAAGUUCAACAAAAACAACAGCCUCAAGCAGAAUCAGCAGUUCAAUACGAAACACGGAGCCAAGGAGAAGUGCUUCGACGUCCAGGACCAGGUGUAUGCCCAAGUACACCGAGGCAACGAUUGGAACUGGGUACCUGGAGUGAUAGUGGAGCGAGUGGGUACGGUUAUAUAUAACGUGUGGAUCCCGCAACAGCAACAGUUAAUUCGCAGCCACAGCAAUCAACUGCGAAAACGCUACGGAAGUGAAGUACCAACAAUGUCUGAAACAGAUCCGUCCAUUUCGCUUGAUAUCCUGCUAGGUUCGUGGGGAUUGAAUCCGUCGAAUCCUAGUGCUGCUCCAGAGGAAAUGAUACCACCAGCCGAACCUGAAGAGCUUAACGAAAUCUAG
This is a messenger RNA of Toxorhynchites rutilus septentrionalis, 963 nucleotides long. RefSeq lists its product as uncharacterized. The coding region runs from base 1 to 963 and encodes 320 amino acids. Lineage: Eukaryota; Metazoa; Arthropoda; Insecta; Diptera; Culicidae. The record is from RefSeq and is a predicted model, not a curated record. The transcript is spliced from 2 exons. Gene Ontology annotation, biological process: DNA integration. Gene Ontology annotation, molecular function: nucleic acid binding.